This is a messenger RNA of Cinclus cinclus, 1751 nucleotides long. RefSeq names its product organic solute transporter subunit alpha-like. NCBI's taxonomy places the organism in Eukaryota, Metazoa, Chordata, Aves, Passeriformes, Cinclidae. The transcript has 8 exons. Bases 1 to 1017 code for a protein of 338 amino acids. Gene Ontology annotation, cellular component: plasma membrane; endoplasmic reticulum membrane. Gene Ontology annotation, molecular function: transporter activity. The record is from RefSeq and is a predicted model, not a curated record. Gene Ontology annotation, biological process: bile acid and bile salt transport.
AUGGAGGGAGAGGAGAACGGGACCCUGCACAUGUCCUGCGGCUCCAGCGAGCCGCCCUACGCGGAGGAGCUUCUCAGGAGCCUUGACCUACCAGGGAGAUUUCUCUUUGCAACCUUGACUCUGAUGACGCUCAUUGCCAUUCUGGUAUUUAUAGAGGAAGCAGUCUACAUCUACAGGAAAAUCCCCUCCUCCAAAAGAUCAAUCAUAAUUUGGAUUAAUGCUGCAGCUCCAGUGAUCUCUACUACUUCAUGCAUUGGCAUGUGGGUUCCUCGCUCAGCAAUGUUUACAGAUUUCACAGCAGGAAUAUUUUUUGCCAUAGUUAUCCACAAGUUCCUGAUGAUGAUGAUUAAAGAGUGUGGAGGCCAGAAGGUGCUCCUCAGACGGUUUGAAAAUGGUCACUUCACCAUCAGCACUGGCCCCUGCUGCUGCUGCUGCCUCUGCCUCCCUCGUGUGCCCAUCACCAGGAAAACCCUCUUUUGGCUGAAGCUGAGCACCUUUCAAUUUGCUGUCUUUCGGCCUGUGCUUGUAUUUUUAUCAAUAGUACUUUGGACUAAUGACAAUUACGUCCUAUACAAUUUGUCUCCCAAAGGACCUGCACUGUGGAUCAGCUGCUUCAUUGGUGCCCUCACCCUUUUUGCUCUGUGGGCAGUAGGAAUCAUGUUUCGAAAAGUUAGGAUUCUCCUUAAAUGUAAGAACAUUAUCCCAAAGUUUGCUCUUUAUCAGUUUAUUGUCAUUCUGAACCACCUGCAAAUCACUAUUAUCAACAUGCUCGCUACACAAAAAAUCAUUCCCUGUGCUCCACCACUCACCUCUACAGCAAGAGGAUCAUAUAUAGCCCAUCAGCUGCUCAUCAUGGAAAUGUUUCUGAUAACUGUAAUCUCUAGAGUGGUGUAUCGGAGAAAAUACCAUGACCUAGAGCCUCCAGAGUGUGUGGCUGAAGAACCCAGGGACAAGAAGCAGACUCCUAAGAUUAUCCUGAAUGGUGCAGCUGUUGAAGAUGGAUUGCCAAAGGUUUAGAAGCCUCCUGUGCUCCUGUUAUGCAGGAGCUGCAAGAUGAACUACAGGAAAUUGUAUAUUCUUGCAACAAAACCCACCACUGUCCAUGGUGGAACAACUUCUGGCAUAAAUGGCUGUGAGCUGCAGUGCUGAAGGGACCAGUAAAGAUAAUCCUGUUGAUUCUCCAGCAAUGCAUGCAUGGUGUGAGUCUUUUCACACCAUGUAAUCUACUAAAAUUUGAUACCAUUUUGUACUGUUACCAAGCACUUGAUCGUGUGCCAAACUGUCUUACAAUAUGAUUUUAUUUUUUAUCUAUUAGAAUGGCUAUGAUUUAGAGUUAAUUCAGAGUGAUUAUUUUUCAUAUUUUUUUACUUUUAAUUUUUUUUCACCCUGGAUUGCUGUCAUAUGUCCAACACAAAAUUUUUCCAUGCUUCCUGCCUUUCAACAGAUCAUCUCUCACUUGAAGCCACAAGCUCACCAUAUCUAAUUCUGUUCUGUAAAUACAGUCUCAUAUGUUUGUUCUGAAAUCCCCAAACUCAUGUGGGCUGCCCACCUACAGAAACAAUGAUCUCUCUAGGGCAAGACUUUCUACAUUCCUUGGCAAUUCACCUCCUAAACUGGUAAAUACAGAGUUACUGUUUGUAAAUAUGCCAGGCGUUCUUCCUGUGGACAGCAGGUUCUCUGUGGGUGGCCUGGAAAAGGAAAGUAGGAGUUAGAGUCUGGGAUGUCUUCUGCCACUGGUCUGUGGUGUUACG